AUGGCCGGGCUGGUGGGGCAAGCAGCAUCCCUGGUCCUCCUCUGCCUGGCCACGGGGCUGGAGGCCAGCCCAGAGCUCUCCGGGUACCUGCGCAAGGUGCUGAGGAACCACACCACACACACCUGCGAUGGUGAGCAGCUCCUCAUCGUCUGCCCUCGCAGGACCACCAUCAGCAUCCUCGGAGCCUUCUAUGGGCGUCGCGUGCCCAGCCCCAACCUCUGCCCCAGCCCUGGCAAUGCUUCCCAGGAGAGCACCGAGUGUGUGUCCGCCACGGCCCACCUGAAGCUGCUGGCUGAGUGUCAGGACCAGCAGUGGUGCCAGUUCUCGGUGCACAGCCAAGUCUUUGGGCCAGACCCGUGCCCGGGCACACACAAGUACCUCAUCGUUUCCUACAAGUGCCGGCCAGGGAACCAUCGGGUCAAGACUGUGUGUGAGAAUGACAAGCUGAGGCUGCAGUGCCGGUCAAAAUCCGUGCUGGCCAUUUAUUCUGCCAAUUACGGACGAUUCCUGCGGGGCAAACCAGAGUGCGAUGCCCUGAACGCUGCGGGACCCCACAUAGAGUGCUUGGCUCCAGAUGCCCUGCGGAGGGUCUCCAGGAAGUGCCACCGCAGGGGGAACUGCACAGUGGCUGCUGACCAGGCCACUUUCGGGGAUCCGUGCCUCCCUGGCACAAAGAAACAGCUACGAGUGUCCUACACCUGUGUGCCCAAGCAGCUGCUGGAGGAGGUGGGCCCUGACACCUCGGACCCCUUCCUGCUCUCAGACUACAUGCACGGUGGCUGGUACAAAGGGCCCAGGUUCUCCAGGCUCCGGGAAGACCGGAUGAUUUUUACUAGCUCUCUGGCAGCUUUUGCCCACCUCUGGGGUGUCCCAGAGAAAGUUGGCCUUUACUUUCUUUGUGGGGUCUCUGGAGGCCUCAUGCUCCUGCUGUGCAUUGUCAGCCCCAAAACCACCUUCCUCCAGGAGGUGGGGGAGGCUUUUAGAGACCCAGAGCUGGGCAGCAGCUCAGAGCUGAGCAGGACCAAGCUGCAGGAUGAGCAGGAUGAAGACCUUCAUGACGACAGCUCUUCGGACUCCUCCUUCCGCCGCCUCACCCGCACCUACCGCGCCACCGACAGCAUCUUCAGCCCUGAGCUGACGGCAGCCAUGGAGGGAGCGGUGGAGCACCAGGGCUGCGGUGGGGAGGAGAUCUGGAUGCCCAAGGAGUCAAGCCCUUAUGCCAUCCACAAGAUCAAAUCAGCCACCAAAUGA
Nestor notabilis (Kea) is the source of this 1251-nucleotide messenger RNA. Its product is annotated as protein eva-1 homolog C-like. The coding region runs from base 1 to 1251 and encodes 416 amino acids. The record is from RefSeq and is a predicted model, not a curated record. The transcript has 8 exons. Gene Ontology annotation, molecular function: carbohydrate binding. Lineage: Eukaryota; Metazoa; Chordata; Aves; Psittaciformes; Psittacidae.